Molecule: messenger RNA, 584 nt
Organism: Corticium candelabrum
Lineage: Eukaryota; Metazoa; Porifera; Homoscleromorpha; Homosclerophorida; Plakinidae
Product: protein phosphatase 1 regulatory subunit 14C-like
Exons: 4
Coding region: 32-385 (117 amino acids)
Biological process (GO): regulation of phosphorylation
Cellular component (GO): cytoplasm
Molecular function (GO): protein serine/threonine phosphatase inhibitor activity
Source: RefSeq, a predicted model, not a curated record
UAGUAACAUUUCCCAAUUUCGCACGCUCGAAAUGACAACGACGUCUAACGGCAAGGUCUGCUUCGACCACGCGCCGCCCGCGACGCGCACGAAACGCCCCGAACUGACGAAGAGAUACAACCGCAAGGCGGUCAAACUUCUCCUCGAGCUGGAGGACUGGAUGGAAGACCAACUGCGUCUCAUCUACGCCUGCGAGCCGGGCGACGAGACGCCGGUGGAUCUAUUCCUGGACGAUAUCCUCGACAACGACGAAGACAAAUACGAGGAGUACAUCAAGAGCAAAUUCGAGACGAUCCAGCAGCCGGCGCAGGCGUUUAUCGACGAGCUGUUGGCGAAAAUCAAGGAGCUCAACGUCGACCGGAAGUCACGUGAUUCGUUUGGGUGACCGGAUGUUGACGUAACGUCCUAUUUUGAGAGAUUCGUAUCUAUUGUUGGCUGCGUGUGUGUAUGUUUGGGUAUCAGUGGGUAGCUAAUCGUGCAGGACUAUUGACAUCAACUCGGGCAAACUUUCUAUACGCAACUUCGAUUUCUAAUGUUAAGGAAAUUUGAGACAUUUAACUAAGACAUUGAGAUUGGUCACGUGA